Messenger RNA from Myxocyprinus asiaticus (Chinese sucker), 5091 nucleotides. RefSeq names its product neurotrypsin-like. The transcript has 14 exons. Bases 194 to 2716 code for a protein of 840 amino acids. Gene Ontology annotation, molecular function: serine-type endopeptidase activity. Lineage: Eukaryota; Metazoa; Chordata; Actinopteri; Cypriniformes; Catostomidae. Gene Ontology annotation, biological process: proteolysis. The record is from RefSeq and is a predicted model, not a curated record. Gene Ontology annotation, cellular component: membrane.
UUAGACAUUACACAUCGACCUACGGCGGGUCACAGAGGAGCAUAUCAUCGCUCACCCUUGAAACCAGCGCUUUGAAAGAGCAUCCACAACUGUGCCAUUCAACCCGCGCGAAUACACCCUAAUCCGGACCUCUGCCUGACAAAAGGGGGUUCUAAUACCGGACAAUGACACUGACCCAUAACCGGAGAUAGUUAUGCAUCCAAGAGUGUGGAGAAUGAUGCUCACCCUGGUCGCUGGAUUUUCUCUCUGGCUGCCGGCGCUCUCGGAGGUAAACGGUGAUGACAGCUACCUGAAUGCAGUGCAGAGUACAGGUCCUCUGUCCUGCUCUGAGGGCUUCACUGAGCUGGGCUAUUACAAUGGAACUGUGUCUCAGACUGACUCAGGUUCACCCUGUCUGAAGUGGUCUGAGUUCCCUGAUUAUGUGCAGCAGUAUCCAGGCAGGGGUCUGGGAGAGCACAAUUUUUGUCGAAAUCCUGACCGUGAGUCCAACCCAUGGUGCUUUUUCAGACAGAGCUCAGGAGCCAUUGGUUGGGCCUACUGCGACUGCCACCAGGGAGCAGUCAGGUUAGCGGGGGGUUCAUCCUUAAAAAGUGGCCGUCUGGAGGUCUACCUGAAUGGCCAGUGGGGGUCAGUUUGUGAUACGCACUGGACUGACCAUGAUGCCAGCGUGGUUUGCCGACAACUUGGACUGGGUGAUAUUGGCAUGGCUCUCCAGCACUCAUAUUUUGGCCCCGGCUCUGGACUCUUUCACUACGCCCGCCUAGGUUGCCGUGGCAAUGAGAAAUCCCUGCUGCAGUGCAGGAGUAGGAAGUUUGUUACUAGCGACUGUAACCAUGGAAACGAAGCUGGAGUGGUGUGCACGCCACCUGAAGGUAAUGGACCGCCUCUGCGGUUGGUUGGGGGGGAGGAGGACUUUGAGGGACGAGUUGAGGUCUUCCAUGAUGGGCGCUGGGGUACCAUCUGCGAUGAUCAGUGGGAUGAUAUGGAUGCUGAGGUGGUCUGCAGGCAGCUCGGACUAGGCGGCAUCCCCAAGGCCUGGUCAUGGGCUCAUUUUGGACAGGGAAUUGGGCCGAUCCAACUGGAUGCAGUGCAGUGCACAGGCAAUGAGCUCUCUCUGGACGAGUGCCGUCACAACGGGUGGGAACAACACAACUGUGACCAUAUGGAAGAUGCUGGGGUGUCAUGCAACCCCUAUACAGAUGGGGUAGUGAGACUGGUAGAUGGUGAUAACCCAUGGGAAGGUCGUCUGGAGGUGUAUCACUCCGGGGAUUGGGGCACAGUGUGUGAUGACAGCUGGACAGAGCAGCAUGCACAGGUGGUCUGCAGACAGCUGGGAUUCAGGGGCGGUGCAGAGGUCGCCCCCAAUGGAAUGUUUGGAGAAGGAACAGGGCUGAUUCUGCUGGAUGAUGUGGAGUGUGAGGGGAGAGAGAGCUCUCUGCCGGAGUGUAAACAUGGCAUGUGGGGUCGACAUGACUGCUCACACAGCGAAGAUGUUGGAAUACGCUGCCAUAGGGCAGAAAACAAUGAGGUUCCACUGGCUUCAGAAACUACUGGACCUCUGGUGCGAUUGGCAGGCAGUGACAACAGGAAAGAGGGUAGAGUUGAGGUAUUAUUGAACGGAGAAUGGGGCAGCAUCUGUGAUCAUGGCUGGAAUGAUGUCAGUGCCGCUGUCGUCUGCCGGCAGCUCGGGUUCAGCGGGGUGUCCAAAACACGGCCAAUGGGUUAUUUCGGAGCAGGGAAGGGGCCCAUCCAUCUGUCCAAUGUGAGAUGCACUGGGAAGGAGUCGUUUCUUGGGGAGUGCCCUUCUAAAGGACAGGAUAGCCACGUGUGUAAGCAUGGACAGGAUGCAGGUGUUGUGUGUGAUUAUUUGCCUGAGUCAGAGGCUGACAUAGCAGUGGUGGGUACACACACCUGCGGUCUGAGAGCUGGUGCUGAGAGACGCAGCAAGAGGAUUGUAGGAGGAUACAAAUCCCUCAGGGGUGAAUGGCCCUGGCAGGCCUCCCUCUGGCUCAGAUCUCAGUCUAAAGGGAAUCACCCUCUGUGUGGAGCCACCCUCAUCAACUCCUGCUGGCUGCUCACUGCAGCUCACUGCUUCAAACGGUUUGGAAUUGAUGCUUCACGGUACGUGGUAAAACUUGGGGAUUAUCACACACGGGAGCAGGAUGAUUUUGAGCGUGUGCUCUCUCCAGAGCGCAUAGAGGUGCACAGGAAGUACCGAACAGAGAGCUGGGAGCAUGAUGUGGCUCUGAUUCGACUGAAGGGCGCCGAGGGGAAGUGUGUGGCCUUUAACCCACAUACUAAUGCUGCCUGCCUGCCCGCGCCUGGCAGCAAGUGGGGCAAGAGACCUGCGUCUUGUGUCAUCACCGGCUGGGGAGUAACUGACUCUGAGCAACCGAGCACUCUUCUCCAGGCUUGGGUUCCUCUUCUGCCCUCAUGGCAGUGUAAGAAGCGUUACGGCGAGCGUUUCACUAGCCACGACAUGCUGUGUGCUGGCAGCAUGACCUCUGACCUCCGAAAGCAUGCUGACAGCUGCCAGGGUGACAGCGGAGGUCCGCUAGUGUGUCAGGGCGAAGCAGGGCGCUGGGUGCUCACAGGAGUCAUUUCCUGGGGCCACGGCUGUGGUGAUCCCUCUUACCCGGGUGUAUAUUCACGGGUCAGCCGUUACCUUCCCUGGAUCGAACAGGUGACACAUAGCACCGCCCCUCUCCAACACUGAACCACCUCACACUCACUAAAACCAAUCGCCUGUCACACUUCUGAAAAACAGGACUCUACAAAAGGAGACACAAGAGCAUGAGAGUGCUUUAUGCUUUGAACACCCUGCUCUCUGCAAUAGUCCUGGAUCUUAACUGCUCUGUAUUUUAACUGUACAAUUCACUUUUAUGUAGUCUUUAGCAUUUAGAGAUUAGAGCCUUUCCUUAAUCUCUGGGUAUAAAAGCAAAGUACAAUGAUUCUGUGAAGGAUUUCAUUCUUUUAGGACUUUGUAAGAAUGAACAUUGUGACUUUACAGGAAAAGACGGUGUGUGAUUCUAUUGUGCAUUUAAAAUGUUUGUAGUGCUGUCCAGAGGCUGCAGUGCAUGUUAAUGUAUGUAUUGUAUUCAAAAGCAAUUGCAGCUACCCAGGCCUUCUGCAUGGUAGCAUAAGCUCUGCAAAGGCAGGUUUAUUUCUUAUUAUGUUGAUUCCUCUAGGGUUCAACUACUCAAAGGCUUGAACUUGACUUCAAAACUUUUUCAGUGUUGUGGAUUAGACAAGUAGAGUCGAAGUCCACAUAAAUCAUGUAGGCUUUUUUUUUAUAUAGCUGACAGUUAAAGUGAUCUUUAAAGCCACGAGUCUUCUAUAAAUGUGUCAUAUGUUCAAUGCUAUAAUGCUGUUACAGUUUUGUUUUUUAGGUUGAUAAUAUUUAGCUCUUCAAAUUGACAUUCAAUCAUAUGGUUCAUAUCAAAACUGAUACAUUAACAUAAAAAGUUCUUGAAAAUAAAUGUCUCAGAAUAUGUUGUUUUGUUUCGUCUCGGUCUUAUUAGAAGUUUUAGGGCUUAGAUGGCAUUUUAGAAUCAUAAUAGCAAAUAGCCUAAUGUGACUUAUCUCUGAUGGUCUGUUUUAUUCAGUUUGUAAUGGUGAUUUAUUACAAUGUGUCAUUGUGUAAAUAUUUAAUGGCAAUUUGUGAUGGUUCCGUCCAUCGAACAGGUGAAAUCAAGAGGCCUUCUUUGAAAUUCUAAUUGCUAAUGUGUCGGAACGAAGACAAGGUUUGAACAAUGAUUGCAUUUUUGUUGACUGUUUGUGUUAUGACAUUUAUUUUGUUGCAUCUCUAACUGUUCCUGUACAUUGUUCUAUGAACUGUGUGUUUUCAUCCAGUGGGUGGCGAUAUUGUGUUUUUUUACUCUAUCUGUUUUGUGCUGUGCUUAGAAAACAUUCUUCAGUCCCAUCUCUGUUUCUCAUUUUAAUCUCUAUAUUCACUGUUUCUUCCCAAAUUCCACUGGAACUAUGGAACAUAAUUUCAAUGAUACAUUCAUGCACAGAAUGAUUCUUUUUUUUUUUUUGUCACUUGGAGAGAAAAAUUUAAGUAACAUGGGCUCUUUAAAUUGUAAGCUUAUUCAGUUAUUGGUGAUUAAGAUUAAGGUUCAUGGAUCAAAAUGUAUAAAUUCUGCAUUAAGAGUUCCAAAUUCAUAAAAAUUCAUAAGGCCAGUAUUUAUUGUAUUUGACUUCUUAUUUGCGAUUAAUUCCAUUUGUGCAAAAUAUUACUGCUAGGAAAAAGCAAUAUGACACAAUUUAACCCAGAUGUGAGGAUGACAAAGUCUUUUGUCUUGUCAGGUAUAUUUCUUUGGCUAAUAUUUUUGUAUGGAUAUGAAUGUCCAUUUUUAUGUACAUAAUAUCACAAAGUAUAUCUGUGGAUUUUAACAACAAAUAUCUGCAGAAUCACUCCUUAAACACAGGCACAAUUUGCUGCAAUAUCUUAAAUGACGUUUGAAAGCCAGCUCUUAAUAUUAAAAGCAACAUUCAGCCUGCUUUAUUAUUAAUUCAAAUUGUUGUACAAAUUCUUUUAAUAAUUUGAUAUUGCCCGCUAAAUUAGUUACCAGGCAUAUAUUGUUCAUGUAUUGUUGAGCCAUGCCUUCCAUUCCAUUGCUAUAAAAUCCAGUAAGCCUAUGCAUUCCAUAAUGGAUGUUGAAGAAACAGGAAUGGUUUGGUUUAGAUCUCAAAGCACAUCUUCUCUUUUGCUUCAGUUGGUCUAGUAGGUACAAUUCUGGAGAUGUAUUAAAUGGAAACUGUACUGUAUAGAAUGGUCCUCCUCUCUGAAGACUAAUUUCUCUCUAUGUUUUUGGAUGAUGCCUGUUUAGAUCUUCAAAAGCCAUUCUUCUAAGUAAACUACACUUGCCUCCAAGAACACUGUUUAAAGUGGCCAAUCAUUGCAUCAGAGCCUUUGGACUCUUCAUCAAGGGCCACAAGGGGCCGAGUCGGGAGGGGUGGAUGUCUGUUGUUUGUCAUGCAAACAUCUGUUUGUAUGUUUAUGAUGUUCUCAAUCAUUACUAAGUCUUUGAUUUCCUGUAAAAAUGCUUUGAAUAUUUUCAUGUGUGACAAGUGCCAAAAUAAAGUGAC